Nanorana parkeri is the source of this 1307-nucleotide messenger RNA. RefSeq names its product protein phosphatase 4 catalytic subunit (gene PPP4C). Gene Ontology annotation, molecular function: protein serine/threonine phosphatase activity. The coding region runs from base 85 to 1008 and encodes 307 amino acids. NCBI's taxonomy places the organism in Eukaryota, Metazoa, Chordata, Amphibia, Anura, Dicroglossidae. The record is from RefSeq and is a predicted model, not a curated record. Gene Ontology annotation, biological process: peptidyl-serine dephosphorylation; double-strand break repair via homologous recombination. The transcript is spliced from 9 exons. Gene Ontology annotation, cellular component: cytoplasm; nucleus.
UCCGCCGAUACCCCGCCGUACACCGGACACAGGGGGCCUUCCCAGGACGCAGAAAAGUAGACUGAGCCUUGUGGAGCAGCAGCCAUGACGGAAAUCAGUGACCUCGACCGACAAAUCGAACAGCUCAGACGCUGUGAACUCAUCAAAGAGAGUGAAGUAAAAGCCCUUUGUGCCAAGGCCCGUGAAAUUCUAGUAGAAGAAAGCAAUGUCCAGAGGGUGGACUCCCCCGUCACGGUGUGUGGCGAUAUCCACGGACAGUUUUAUGACCUGAAAGAAUUAUUCAGGGUGGGGGGAGAUGUUCCAGAAACCAAUUAUCUGUUCAUGGGAGACUUUGUGGACCGUGGCUUUUAUAGCGUUGAAACAUUCCUCCUCCUCCUAGCAUUAAAGGUCCGCUACCCAGAUAGGAUCACACUGAUCCGCGGGAAUCACGAAAGUCGGCAGAUCACCCAAGUGUAUGGUUUCUACGACGAGUGUCUGCGCAAAUAUGGCUCUGUAACCGUGUGGAGGUACUGCACAGAGAUCUUCGACUAUCUCAGCCUGUCUGCCAUCAUUGACGGAAAGAUUUUCUGUGUGCAUGGUGGCUUGUCGCCGUCUAUACAGACCCUGGACCAGAUCCGAACCAUAGACCGCAAACAGGAAGUCCCCCAUGACGGGCCCAUGUGUGACCUUCUCUGGUCUGAUCCAGAAGACACCACUGGAUGGGGGGUGAGCCCACGAGGAGCCGGUUACCUUUUCGGCAGCGACGUUGUAGCGCAGUUCAACGCAGCCAACAACAUAGAUAUGAUCUGUCGGGCACAUCAGCUGGUUAUGGAAGGGUACAAGUGGCAUUUCAAUGAGACCGUCUUGACGGUGUGGUCGGCUCCAAACUACUGUUAUAGAUGUGGAAAUGUCGCUGCCAUACUUGAACUGGACGAACACCUCCAAAAAGAGUUUAUCAUCUUCGAAGCCGCGCCACAAGAGACCAGAGGCAUUCCCUCAAAGAAGCCGGUCGCUGACUACUUCCUGUGACUUGCCCUCUCCCCUUCGCCUCUGGGGCCUCUUCACUAUUUCCUCCUGAUGUCUCUUGACCUUCUCCCCAGCACCCUUUCUCUCUGGGCCGUGGGACCAGCACGCUCUGAGGUGUGGAAGAACCUGUCGAGAGAGGGAACCUCUCUUGGUCCUUUUUUCGGUCUUGCAAAGGAUGAUGUGAUGCAGUGAGGGGGGUGUAACGGGGACGGUGAACUCUUGUUUUUGACAUUGGGGAAGGGCAGUCACAACGUUUUCGGGGGAUAGAGAAGUGCUCUGCGGGUUGGAAAAUGGAGCAAUGU